Molecule: messenger RNA, 1656 nt
Organism: Helianthus annuus (common sunflower)
Lineage: Eukaryota; Viridiplantae; Streptophyta; Magnoliopsida; Asterales; Asteraceae
Exons: 3
Coding region: 60-1478 (472 amino acids)
Source: RefSeq, a predicted model, not a curated record
UACUUUCUCACACAGUUCCUUCAACCUUUGUUCCAACCUUUAUACUCACACCAUAAACCAUGGAAAUGGGUGAUGCCCCAAGACAUUCUGAGAGCCAAACAAGAUUGUUAGGGGGCACAGAGCAAAACUGGUGCAAAGCAGUGGCUGGUGGGACAGGGAUCACAGCAUUAGCUCUCCAAAUUUCAAAGGAACCAAACAUUCCACUUUUCAAAAAAGCCCUCCAAAAACUACAAAAUGACCAUCCUAUCCUCAACUACAUGCUACACAAAAACACCUCAACAGGUUCAACUUCUUUCAUCAUGAACCCUCCAAUCCCUCACAUCCGUCUCAACAUCAUGAACCAGAUGAAAACAUCCGAACUCCUAAAGACCCUAACGAGCCGUGACUCGAAUGCAACCCUGUCCCCACUACAUACGAUCCUAGAGCAUGAAAUAAACAUUAACGAGUGGACCGAUAUUGCAACCCGUUCAUCAUGCAUGGGAGGGUUGCACUUAUGGUUUGCUAACGUGUACACCUUACCUGACCAGAAAUGGGUGCUGGUGUUGAGGUUACACGCGGGGAUCUGCGAUCGCACCACCGCGGUUUCGUUGCUUAAGGAGUUGAAGGAGGCGAUGGUGGAGGAGGGGGGAGGGUAUAAAGAGAAGGGUAACGUUGGAAUAGAGGAACUUAUUCCUGUUGGGAAGGCUAAGAAGACGUUUUGGGCUCAUGGGAAGGACAUGGUGGCAUACUCGGUCAACUCACUUACGCUCACAAACUUGAAGUUUAAGGAUGUGAAAUCGCCUAGACGUUCAGAGGUGGUGAGACUGAAGAUGAGUGCAGAAGAAACUCAUAAGCUAUUGGCUGGAUGCAAGUUAAGAGGAAUUAAAUUGUGCGGAGCUUUGGUUGCUGCUACAUUACUUGCAGCCUAUUCCUCCAAGCGACGCCCUAGUAACAGCAAUCGAAAGAAGUAUGGAGUGGUCUUCCUAAAUGAUUGUCGCCCAUAUCUCCAACCAUCUCUAUCCACCCAUGAAUUUGGUUUUUAUCACUCCGCAAUCUCAACUAGUCAAGAAGUGAAAGGAGAAGAAACCCUAUGGUACUUGGCAACUAAAGUGUACAUGACUUUUGAAAACUCAAAGAACAACAGUAAGCAUUUCUCAGACAUGGCUGACUUGAACUUUCUCAUGUCCAAAGCCAUAGAAAAUCCUAGUUUAACACCUUCAUCUUCCUUGAGAUCUUCAUUGGUAAGCGCCUUCGAAGAUCCCAUAACUGAGAACUCUAGCGACCAUGAACGUGAACUUGGACUAGAUGACUAUAUUGGGUGCGCCUCAGCUCACGGAAUAGGUCCAUCUAUUGGUCUUUUUGAUACCGUAAGAGAUGGACAGUUGGACUGCGCUUGUGUUUACCCCGCACCUCUACAUUCAAGAGAACAGAUGCAAGAACUGAUUGCUAAAAUGAAGACCAUUCUUCUUGAGAGUCUUAAAAUGGAAGGGAAAGCUUGAAACUUAAGAGUUGCAUUUUUAAUACUAUAAUUUGUGACCUGUUUUACUAUUGAAUUUGAACUGUGUUACUAUUAAAUUUGUCCAAGAUAUGUGACAAUCUUGAUAAGUGCAUUGAUCUUUAAUGUAUCAUUACCUUGCAUGAUUACAUGCAAAUUAAUUGGAAUUGAACUUCACUUUA